This is a messenger RNA of Oncorhynchus masou masou (cherry salmon), 6432 nucleotides long. RefSeq names its product TBC1 domain family member 24-like. The coding region runs from base 99 to 2375 and encodes 758 amino acids. Lineage: Eukaryota; Metazoa; Chordata; Actinopteri; Salmoniformes; Salmonidae. Gene Ontology annotation, biological process: response to oxidative stress. The record is from RefSeq and is a predicted model, not a curated record. Gene Ontology annotation, cellular component: nucleus. The transcript has 8 exons.
UGGAAAACAUUGGGAAGUAUACCACCACUGGAGACUGUCUUGUCAUUGAUAUAGAGGAGAACUUGACAUUUGCAGAGGAGAAUACUGUACUAGGCAGCAUGAUCCAUGUUUCAAGAACACCCAAGUUCUCCACUUGUGGGACUAUAAAUUUAGACCCGUCUCCUAUGGAAACAACCACUGACCCGGACCAGAACUUGAGCUCAGCAGCCAGACACAGAAGACCCAGGUCCCAUUCCUACUACAGCCCAGAGGACGCCAAAAAGUAUGGCAUAGAGACGGCAACAGAUGAGAACGUUGUCAGGCCACGCUCCAGGUCUUUCUAUAGUUAUGAGACGUCUGAGCUCCACAGAGAAGGGAACUUUACCAGGUCCAACGCCAUGAGGCCGAGAUCCAACUCCCUGGAGAAGAGUGGGGACAGGAAGAUGGAGAAUAGUGCGGAUGGGAAUCAGGGGAUCAUGGCUCGGCUCAACAAGAGAUCCAAGUCCAACACCAACAAACACUUGCCAUGCAGAGAUCUCAAUGGCAGAAGAGGCAGUCUGAAGGGUGUCCCUAUGAUGACCAUCUCUGAAUCAGAGAACUGGGAGAUCAGCUCCUGUUCUGGCAUGAAGUAUGGCCAGUUUGUGGACUGGGAGAAGAUCGACCCUGAAUCUUCAGAGCGCUACCAGAGGAUUCUGAAGUCGGACCACCAGGAGCUGAAGACCAUGGGUCGAUCAGGGUUCUGGGCCAUGCCCCAUACACUAAGGGCCAAGGCCUAUUAUCAUAUAAUUCAUGGUAUCAACUGCAGGUCCAUCAACCCGGAUCGAGAUCGUUACCAGGAUGUGGCCAAGAAGCUCUUCGGGGAGCAGAAGAUGAGCACACACCCGUUCCCUGAGUACAUGGAUGAUGGCGUGAUCCCUAGGUACUGCCUCAAUGAAGCUGGUCUCAAUUCUGUCAAAAAGAUCCUCCUCUGCAUCGGCAAGCACUUUCCGGACAUCAACUUCUGCCCAAUCCUCCCAGCCUUGGUGGCUCUCCUCCUGCAUUUCAGCGAAGAUGAAGCCGAGUGCUUCCACAGUAUCUGCCGCCUUAUCGCCUACAAUGACCCCAACAAGCGCUACAUCGACCAGACAUUCCUCACCUACCGGGCCUCCUGCAUGACCUUCGGCGACUUGGCCAACAAGUACUGCCGCGGCAUCCGCAAGCUCAUCGCCAGCUCCCACCAGAACCUCUUUGAGUUCUACUCUGAUUGGAUCAUGUGGAUCUUUGCCGACCUCCCCUUCACAUACGCUAUCAGGGUCCUGGAUGUCUAUCUCCUGGAGGGUUACAAGGUUCUCUACAGGGUGGCUCUGGCUCUUCUCAGCUUGUACAAGGUCUCGGUUUCGUCUCGUGUCGCCGACGUGGAGGACUUCAGGCGAGACAUGAAGAGCUUUGUAGAGAAUGUGGCACGUCACUGCACGGUGGAGAAGCUGCUGGAGAGGGCCUUCAGUAUACAGCUGGCCACGCGGAGGGAGCUCAACCUACUGUUCAACGCGAACAAGGACUCGCUCAUGCAGAAAGGCAUCAGUAUCCACCAGAAGCGGCAGUCAUGCCAGGUAGUGGAUUUUGACAGCUUCAGCUCCAGCGUUGUCACAGGGACAGAGAUGAGGAUUGUCUGGGCCUGGAUCCCUGAACGCUUUGCCCUCUUCAAUCCCAAAAAGCUGUUCAGCACCAACGAACAUGGCCGAAGCCUGGCCUCAUUUUAUUCCUGUGUUGAGGGGCAUGAGCCAGCGAUCUUGCUUCUGAAAACUGUGGAUGAAGAGGUCUGUGGUGCCUUCCUGUCGACAGAUUUGAUUGAGCGGAAAAAAUAUGAUUCAGAAGAACCUGUGUAUUUUGGGACUGGGGAGAGCUUUGUUUUCACGCUUCGUCCAGGCAUGGAGCGCUACCAACGGGCUGUGGUUAACAUUACGGCCAAGAGACAACCUUCUCCAGACCUUCGAGCUGCUCGGGUCUGUGUAUACACUUCCUCUGGUAAAGAGGACUCCUCCUCUACCCCACUCUCCACCACCUCUACUACCAACCACACCACCCUGACCUGUCCAUCCGGGACCCUCCAGGACCCCAGCUACCUGACCAUCCCCUUCACCGCCUCCUCCCCCGGACCUCUCUCCCCCUCACCCAAGAGGGCCAAGGAACAAGGGGCCUCCAUGUUCAUCGCCGGAGACCACGAAAGGCUAGUCAUUGGUGGCGAUGGGGGUCAUGCUCUCUGCCUCCAAGCUGAUCUGGAGGGGGGCUACACGGAGCGAUGUGACACCUUCGAGAGCGCCCCUCUCUGCAAGAGACACUUCAAGAUCCGAUCACUGGAAGUGUGGGGAAUUCAGAACUCUAUCUCGUUCUCACACUACUUCUCUUACUGUCAUUAAAAGAGGAGGCUGACAUAUGUUUUCCCCUCUUAUAUGAACCUCCUAAUUUCUCCUAAUUCUAUUUCUCCUAAUUUCUCCUAAUUCCAUUGUCCAUUUGAUAAGACUGUAUUUUUCUUAGUUAUGUGUGUUGAUGACAAUGACCCAUAGGCUAAACUAAACAGGGUUUUUACAGUGCAUUCGGAAAGUAUUCACACCGCUUGACUUUUUCCAUAUUUUGUUACGUUACAGCCUUAUUCUAAAAUCUUUUUUCCCCUCAUCAAUCGACACACAUAAUGACAAAGCGAAAACAGGUUUUUAGACAUUUUUGUAAAUUUAUUCAAAAUAAAAAACUGAAAUAUAACAUUUACAAAAGUAUUCACACCCUUUACUCAGUACUUUGUUGAAGCACCUUUGGCAGCGAUUACAGCCUGGAGUCUUCUUGGAUAUGAUGCUACAAGCUUGACACACCUGUAUUUGGGGAGUUUCUCACAUUCUUCUCUGCAGAUCCUCUCAAGCUCUGUCAGGUUGGAUGGGGAGUGUCGAUGCACAGCUCUUUUAGGUCUCUCCAGAGAUGUUAGAUCAGGUACAAGUCCAGGCUCUGGCUGGGCCACUCAAGGACAUUCAGAGACUUGUCCCAAAGCCACUCGUGCGUUGUCUUGGCUGUGUGCUUAGUGUUGUUGUCCUGUUGGAAAGUGAACCUUCACCCCAGUCUGAGGUCCUGAGCUUUCUGGAGCAGGUUUUCAUCAAGGAUCUCUCUGACUAGUCUCCCAGUCUCUGCCGCUUAAAAAAAUCCCCACAGCAUGUAGCUGACAUCACCAUACUUCACCGUAGGGAUGGUGACGCUUGGCAUUUAGACCAAAGAGUUCAAUCUUCAUCAUCUUGUUUCUCAUGGUCUGAGAGUCCUUUAGGUGUCUUUUGGCAAACUCUAAGCAGGCUGUCAUGUGUCUUUUACUGGCUUCAGCUGGCCACUCUACCAUAAAGGACUGAUGGGUGGAGUGCUGCAGAGAUGCCUUCUGGAAGGUUCUCCCAUCUCCACAGAGGAACUCUGGAGCUCUGUCAGAGUGACCAUCGGGUUCUUGGUCACCUACCUGACCACGGCCCAUUUUCCCCCGAUUGCUCAGUUUGGCCUGACGGCCAACUCUAGGAAGAGUGUUGGGGGUUUCAAACUUCAUCCAUUUAAGAAUGAUGGAGGCCACUGUGUCUUGGGGACCUUCAAUGCUGCAGACAUUUGGUACCCUCCAGAUCUGUGCCUCGACACAAUCCUGUUUCGGAGCUUUGCUGACAAUUCUUUUGACCUCAUGGCUUGGUUUUUGCUCUGACAUGCACUGUCAACUGUGAGACUUUAUAUAGACAGAUGUGUGCCUUUCCAAACCAUGUUCAAUCAAUUGAAUUUAUCACAGGUGGACUCCAAUCAAGUGGUAGAAACAUCUCAAGGAUGAUCAAUGGAAACAGGAUGCACCUGAGUUAAAUUUUGAGUCUCAUAGCAAAGGGUCUGAAUGCUUGUGUAAAUGAGGUAUUUCUGCUUUUUAUUUUUAAUACAUUUGCUAAAAUCCUACAAACCUUUUUUUGCUUUGUCAUUAUGGGGUAUUGUGUGUAGAUUGAGGGGAAAAAAUAAUUGUAUCAAUUUUAGAAUAACAAAAUGUGGAAAAAGUAAAGGGGUCUGAAUACUUUCCGAAUGCAUUGUAUUUGAAUUGUAUGCUAUAUUUGUUUGUUGAUUAUUCAUAUACUUCUCGAUGAAUGUGUAUAUUUGUGCAUAUAUUAAUAGGGUUGCAAAGGGAGGAUAUAAGUGGCCUUCAGAAAGUAUUCACAUCCCUUUACCUUUUCCACGGUGUUCUGUUACAAAGUGGGAUUAAAAUUGAUUUAAUUUCAAUUUUUUGUAAAAUAUCUACACAAAAUACUCUAAUGUCAAAGUGAAAGAAAAUAAAAGCUAUCAUUAUUAUUAGAAAUUAACCCAGCAAUACUUGUUGAUUAAAUAAGUAUUCAACUCUCUGAGUCAAUACAUGUUACAAUCCCCUUUGGCAGCUAUUACAGCUGUGAAUCUUUCUGGGUAAGUCUCUAAGAGCUUUGGACACCUGGAUUGUACAAUAUUUGCCCAUUAUUCUUUAAAAAAAUUGUGUCAAGCUCUGUCAAGUUGGUUGUUGAUCAUUGCUAUACGGCCAUUUUCAAGACUUGCCAUGGAUUUUCAAGACGAUUUAAGUCAAAACUGUAACUAGGCCACUCAGAAACCUUCAAUGACAUCUUGGUAAGCAACUCCAGUGUAUAUUUGGCCUUGUGUUUUAAGUUAUUGUCCUGCUGAAAGGUGAAUUUUUCUCCCAGUGUCUGUUGGAAAGCAGACUGAACCAGGUUUUUCUCUAGGAUUUUGCCUGUGCUUAGCUCUAUUCCAUUUCUUUUUAUCCCCCCCCAAAAAACUCCCUAGUUCAUGCCGAUGACAAGCAUACCAAUAACAUGAUGCAGCACCACCAUGUUUGAAAAUAUGAAGAGUGGUACUCAGUGAUGUGUUGUGUUGGAUUUGCCACAAACAUCAUAUUUAGGACAAAAAGUGAAAUUCUUUGCCACAUGUUUUGCAGUAUUAUUUAGUGCCUCGUUGCAAACAGGAUACAUGUUUGUGAAUAUUUUUUUAAAUUCUGUACAAGCUUCCUUUUACUCUGUCAUUUAUGUUGGUAUUGUAGAUUUAUGUUUGUGUUGUUGAUCCAUCCUCAGUUAUCUCCUAUCACAACCAUGAACUCUAACUGUUUUCAAAUCACCAUUGACUUGGUGUAUUGAUACUCCAUCCAAAGUAUUAAAUUAAUAACUGCACCAUGCUCAAAGGGAUAUUCUAUGUCUAUUGUUGUUUUUACCCAACUACCAAUAGGUGCCCUUCUUUGUGAACGAUGGGAAAACCUCCCUGGUCUUUGUGGUUGAAUCUGUACUCUAAAUUCACUGUUCAACUGAGGGACCUUACUGAUAAUUGUAUGUGUGGGGUACAGAAAUGGGGUAUUACACACAGAAUGAAUCCAUGCAACGUAUUGUGACUUUGAAGCACAUUUUACUCCUGAACUUAUUUAGGCUUGCCAUAAGAAAAGUGUUGAAUACUUUAUUAACUCAAGACAUUUCAGCUUUUCAUCUGUUAUGCAUUUCUAAAACUGGCUCUGUCUUCAACCUAGCUCCCUGUCUAUCUCCCUGGCAGUGAUCAAUCCAUAGAGUUUGGAAUUAGAAUACUACAAUGGACAUGAACCUUCUUAUGAUGGUAAUAUAAAGUGGGACAUUCUGGUAAGGGAGUUGGUCAACCAUGGUUUUGCCAAUGCUUUGAUACGGGUGUAAAACAAUCAGUUGAUGAUAGGACUUAGACAAAUUGUAAUUGCAACAAGUACUGCUAUUGUAUCAUAUAAUAACAAUUUAGAAGAAAAUGCAAAUGUAGACAUUUAUUAUGGUCUGUUUAUGUGAAAGGCUAAUUAUACAGAAAACGUGUAUACAAACUUUAUAAUUAUAUGACAGUAUUUUAGGUUGCCAACACGUAUAUUACAUGAUUUCUAGCAUAUCAUUUGCCUUACUUUUAUUUCCCUGCAUAAGUAAAAGCAGGAAAUGCAUCACCUAUGCCUUUACUGCAUAUUCAUUCCAGAUUGUUUUGGAUUUCUCCCUGACCACAAUAGCUUCCAUUUUCACUUCAUUCUGGAUCUUUUUAAUUUAAUAGGAUCUCUAGCCAUGUCUCGAUGGAAUACAGCUUCUGUCAAAUUGACUUCAUUUUACAGGCUUGGAGACUUGGUGAAAAAAUAGGUGCAAUAUUGUUGAAUCAUGGCUGGAGAUGCACUAGGGAUUCCACGGCUUGAGCUGGAGGCUGUAAUUGGGUUCAACGGUAAUGUAUAAUAUCAUAGCAGGCUAUGGUAGCUACUAGUUACUAACGUUACUGUUGCUUGUUGCCAGUGGGGGUUUCAGCUGGUUUGUCAUCUUUUCAAUGUGUUUAAAUAUAACUCAAUUAUUUGUAAUGUGCUGUUCAGUUUAUGGAAAGUAUUUGGAAGUUUCCUUCAAAACUCUAAUCCACCCAUGUUGAGGGGUGGGGGUGUGUGUCUUUUUUGUCAAUAACAGCUGGUACGCGAUAUCU